Pseudoliparis swirei is the source of this 4905-nucleotide messenger RNA. RefSeq names its product RNA polymerase II associated protein 1 (gene rpap1). The record is from RefSeq and is a predicted model, not a curated record. Gene Ontology annotation, biological process: transcription by RNA polymerase II. NCBI's taxonomy places the organism in Eukaryota, Metazoa, Chordata, Actinopteri, Perciformes, Liparidae. Bases 89 to 4324 code for a protein of 1411 amino acids. Gene Ontology annotation, cellular component: nucleus. The transcript is spliced from 27 exons.
UCACAUUAAAAAUCUUCCGUGUGGUCAUCCGAGAGUUGUGUAUCACGCUGGAAACACGGACCCAACACUUAGUGUUAACUGAAGAGGGAUGUUGCAGCGUCCCAAACCAUCAGACUGUGAGGCAGACCUCCUGAGAGAGCAGGAGAAGUUUCUGGCCUCCGGUGAACCUGCCGCUGCCAAUGUGAUCCGCAGACCUGACAAGAGGAGAGGCGAGGCUGGAGGAGAAGAAGGAGGGGAACAUAACAGAGAGACUGAAGGAAGACAGAGGGAUGUCGUCACAAUAGAAGAUCUUCCUGACCAACUCCCGUCUCUGACGCCAGCCCCUCCUAAGAAGUCUCGAUUCAAAGCCGGUCAUGUUACUUUCGAGGAUGAGGAUGCUGGGGAGAGGCUGGACCAGCACGACAUGCAUGUCAGCGCUGUUCUCUCCAGAAUAGUUGAGAGGGACAUCAGCUCUACUCCAAUAUCUCUACCAGAUUUUACAGGCAUGGCUUUCCCUAAAGCAAUGCACCGUUCAGAGACCAGCAGUCAGGCGCCACCGUCUUCCACUGUUGGAAAGAGGAGUAUCUUUGCACGUCAGAUAGCAGCUCAGAGACUAAAGGAAGGAAAGACACCGUUACAUUGUGCACCUGAAGCUGCUCACACACCUGAGCACAGAGAGCAGAACCUGCCACCUGAGACCAACAUGGAUACAGAUGAUCAGCCAACUGCAGUUUCAUGUCUCAGCCGGCUGUCUGGUCAGGGGCUCGGGGCCUCAGGUAGCUCAGGAGAACCGAUGAGGAUCCACAGGGAGAACCAAGCCAAGCUGCAGGCCAUGUCUCAGUCUGAGAUACUACAGGAGCAGAAGAAGCUCUUAUGUCAGCUCGAUCCUAGACUAGUGGACUUUGUUCGAUCUCGCAAAGCCCAGAGUGUCCCGUCCUCCGCCUCCGCAGCCAAACAACCCCGGGGCAAAAGCAGCCAGGAGGAUUUUCCUCUUGAAAAUAUGAGCGGACAGUCGGUCUCCUCUGGUGCUGCUGUGCCUUCUCAGAAACCCCGAGAAGUAGAGAUGGAAAGAGAGGAGGAGCAGCCACCGCCACCUGCAGCGACAGAGAUGGACCUGCUGCUGAAGCCUCAGAAAGAGUGGGUCCACAUGGAUAAGCUGGAGCCAGAGAAGCUGGAGUGGAUGAGAGACUUGCCUGCACCCAAAAGGAAAGGAACCAAGGAGGCCAUGCAGGCUCGGUUUGACUUUGCGGGGACCGUGGUUCCUUCCACUGAGGAUCUGCCCACACAUUCUUCACGACGGGCAGGUUACUCCCUGCAGGAACUAUUCCUGCUGUCUCGGAGUCAGCUCAUCCAGCAGAGGAGUCUGGCUCUCGGCACUCUGUCCAACAUCCUCUCAAAGGCACGUGUUGGGGAGUACUCGUCAGCCCUGAAGGGCAGGGUGGUGUCCACUCUGCUCGACGCCGGCCUGCUCUUCCUGCUCCGCUUCGCACUGGACGACGGCGUGGAGGGAGUCAUGUCUGCCGCUGUGCAUGCACUGAAAGCCCUCCUUGUGUGUGAAGAAGAUGAAGAGUGUUUGGACUGCACCUUCUCUUGGUUUCGCGGCCUUGCCUCCUUCCCGCUGCUGCCGUCCGCUCAGGAGGAAGAGGAAGAAGAGGAGGAUGCUGGGCUGCCCGAAAAUAUGAAGUUUACGGCGAAGGAGAAGGAGGAGAGGAAGAGUGAUCAUGAUGUGGCCAGGCAGGAUGUGAUCAAGGGUCUGUUGAAGAUGAAACUGCUCCCCAGGCUGCGUUACAUCCUCGAGGUGUUCCGACCUUCUCCCCGAGUCGUCCAGGACGUCCUGCAGAUCUUGACCCGCAUCGCGAGGCACUCUUCCUCAUCUGCCACCCAGGUGCUCGAAUGUCCUCGCUUGAUGGAGACGGUGUUGUCGGAGUUCCUUCCGGCUUCCUGGACGGCGCCAUCUUCCUCCAGUCCUCAGUCUGUUUACGGACUCCCACUGGCCAGCGCCAUGAAGCUGUUGAGGGUGUUGGCCACCUCUGGCAGACACACCUGUGCCAGACUGUUAAACUCUCUGGGCGUGAAGGAGCGUCUGCCUUGCCUGCUGAGCACUGAGCCCGGUGAGCUGCUGCUGGAACCGAGCGAGGCCCUCAGGACCACCACCGAGGCCUACAGGCUGUGGGCCGUGGCGGCCGGCUAUGGACAGGCCUGCACACUAUACAUAGACUUGUAUCCAAGCUUAGCGAAGACCUUACAGUCGGUGCACACGGCCGUGGCCCUCUCCCAUCCUCUGGGGCCUCUGCAGCUCCAGCGGGUGCUGGCUCUGCUUUCUCUGCUCACGCAGGUCACACACACCGCUGGCUGCCACCGGGAGCUCCAGGCUGGCAUGGUCAGCUCUCAGGGGGAAGAGUGCCCUCCUCCUCCUCCAGUGUCUUGGGGUCAUGUCUCAGGGUUGCAGCCGUCCUUGUUGGCACAUUUGAGGGGCUUUGUGAAGAACCUGGAUAAUCCAGUUCAGAAAGACCUCAGCCUGGCUGUCAUACCAGCGUACUUGAUCUACCUAGAAGCGUACUACCAUCAGCUCUCCAGACAGAACUGUUUCAAGCCAGUGGAGACCCUUCAGGAACUGGAGCGGCUGGCGUCCGAGGUUCUCCUCCCCCUGCUGUCCCACCAUGUGGUUCAAGGCCUGAUGAAGAACCUAAAGUCUUCCUCAGUGGUGUGUAAUGCCGAGGCCAGUCAUCAGGACCCAGAAACCACUCCCAGCCUCCCUGGUCUGGCCUGCCCAGGGUGGAGGAGCCGUCCGGGGCCGGUUGCUCCGAGCUCCCCCUUCCCUCUUCUCACAGCCCUCGGGCUUCUCCUGGAAACCAUCACAGGCAUCCACAAAGGCCUCAGCUCCAAGUUCAACGGCCUCCUCCUGGCAGAACCUGUGAUUGGUUACCUGAGAGGUUGCAGUCAGGCGACGCCCACCCUGUCUCACACCAGAGCCUGGCUCGUCCGUCAUGAACACCACCUCCUCUACCUGCUUCUCCGGCUGGCACACAGACUGGUCUCCAUUGAGCCAGAAGUAGCCAAGCACGCCUCACUGUACCACCAGGUGGCGCUGGUUCUGCUACCAUGGUUGUUACCAGGCAGUGAAUACCUGGGGCACGAACUGCUCUCCACCAUCAUCUUCAACAAAGACUUCAUCUCAGAGGGCCACAGUGGAGGGCCUGAGGCUGUCGAGCUGGGCGAGCUGAGACUCCGAGAGGAAACGCACCACCAGCCCUCUCCCUCCCUGCAGACCGUCGGCGCUCUCCUGAGAGAAGCCUGCGUCCAGCUGCCGUCCAUCCGAGGCUGCUUCCUCACUCACCUGGCCCACCUGGAGGCCUCCGUUCUGACGUCCCGAGACGCUCUCCUCGGCCGCGGGCCCUGGAUCAGCGCCCACCUCCUCCCGGAGCUCACUGGUCCCACCGUGCCAUCCGAUUGGCCUUUCCUCCCACUUGUCAGCCUGUAUGAGCGGACGGGGCUGUCCGACGGCGGCGGCCUGGAGGUGGAAGCCCUCCCGCAUGGCGCUCUGCAGGCCGUGACCCACUGUCUGCAGUGGGUGCUGCUGCUGGAGGUCUGGAGGGAGGAGGCACUAAAGGUGAUCCUACCUGUCGCCAAACUGGCCCGCCUGUCCUGUGUGUUCCUGUGUUCCAGUGACCUGUUCAUGGAGAGGCCUGUUCAGAAACUGAUCUGGGGUCUGUUCAGACUGCUGACCAGGCGAUCCAAGCUGGACCCGCUGGACCUAGACGUCCCUCCUCCCGGUUUAGCUUCCUUCCAGGACCUGUACACGGCGCUCUUGUCCCAGUACGAAGCCGUGUCCUUCGGGGACCGGCUGUUCGGCUGCUGGGUGCUCUUACCCUUGCAGAGGAGGUACAGCGCCACCAUGAGGCUGGCUGUGUUUGGAGAACACGUGGGAAUGCUGAGGUCACUGGGGGUCACCCUGGCUCAGCUCUCCAUUCCUAUCGAGCGGUUCACCUCCCCCCCUGAAGACUCCCUCCCUCUCCUCCACCUCUACUUCCGCUCGUUGGUGACGGGGACCCUGAAGCCUCGCUGGUGUCCCGUCUUAUACGUGGUCACUUUGUCUCACGUCAACACUUUCAUCUUCUCUCAGGACGCGGCAGCGCAGGAGGUUGAAGCAGCUCGACACAGUAUGCUGAGGAAGAUUUACUACUUGACCGAUAAGGUGUUGAGGAGCCACCUGCUGCUCUUCCGUCUCCCACAACAGCACUCGGAGUCUGGCUUUGAUUUGUAUGAGCAACUGCCUCCAAUCAGGGAGAGACGUCUGGAGAGUGUCCUGAAACUGCAGGAAAGCAGGGAUGGCAAAGCAGAUUGAAAGCGGCAGGGAGCGGAGGAGGGACGAUACGGAGGGAGAGAGACGCGCAAAGAAGAUGCCGGAAAAGAAAGGACGCAAAGUGAGACAUUCAAAUUCUAAUAGAUUCUCGCCUUUUAUCUUAAAGGAAGCCCAACCUGAGAGAGAUUGGGCCAGGCCUUUGCUUCAAGCAUAAUUAAGUCUAAACUUGGACUGUCGGUGUGUAUGUAAUCUGCAAGUCUGUUAACAUUUUGGUUUUCUCAGGUCACUUAAACCUGAACAACAAGUCAACCCUAAGGUUAAAUACCAAAUGAAAAUGAAGUGCAGCUCGUAAACCUUUCCAGGGAGCAAACGGGAAGAAUCCAAAUCAAACAAAAGCAAGAGCCAAAAGGCGUCGGCUGCUGAGGCCUCGGCAUGAUGUUUGUCAACGCCGGUUGGACUCAGUCAAAUACGGCAAUUGGUAAUUUCCUUGUAACACCAGCACUUUUCCAAAGUUGGUGUCUGUGAAACAGUCCAGGAUAGUUGUUGGCAUCUCCGAGGAAAGACAAGUUCUUCUUUCCAAGAAAGUGUCUCGUGUGAAUUAAACUGCUUUUUUUUUAAGCGUC